This is a messenger RNA of Alligator sinensis (Chinese alligator), 3334 nucleotides long. It is a transcript of the gene ABI1, whose product is annotated as abl interactor 1. The transcript is spliced from 12 exons. Gene Ontology annotation, molecular function: SH3 domain binding. The record is from RefSeq and is a predicted model, not a curated record. Gene Ontology annotation, cellular component: lamellipodium; intracellular anatomical structure. The annotation marks the transcript as partial. NCBI's taxonomy places the organism in Eukaryota, Metazoa, Chordata, Crocodylia, Alligatoridae.
UCCCAAAAAACCUUGUGUCUUUUUUUUCAUUUCUUUUUCCAGGCUCCAGAUAAAAGGAAAGCACUAGAAGAGACCAAAGCAUACACAACCCAAUCUCUAGCCAGUGUUGCUUAUCAAAUCAAUGCACUGGCCAACAAUGUACUCCAACUGCUGGACAUCCAAGCAUCCCAGCUACGGAGAAUGGAGUCCUCCAUCAAUCAUAUAUCCCAGACUGUGGACAUCCAUAAAGAGAAAGUGGCUCGCAGGGAGAUAGGUAUUUUGACAACCAAUAAGAAUACAUCAAGAACUCAUAAAAUCAUAGCGCCGGCGAACAUGGAGCGUCCUGUAAGGUAUAUUCGAAAACCUAUAGACUACACAGUGCUGGAUGAUGUGGGCCAUGGUGUAAAGUGGCUAAAAGCCAAGCAUGGAAGUAACCAGCCUGCAAGAACUGGCACCUUGUCAAGAACAAAUCCGCCUACACAAAAACCACCGAGUCCUCCCAUGUCAGGCCGGGGAACUCUGGGACGAAAUACUCCUUACAAAACCCUGGAGCCAGUCAAGCCUCCGACUGUUCCUAAUGAUUACAUGACCAGUCCUGCCAGACUUGGAAGUCAGCACAGUCCAGGAAGAACAGCUUCCUUGAACCAGAGACCAAGAACCCACAGUGGUAGUAGUGGCGGAAGUGGUAGUCGAGAGAAUAGCGGAAGCAGCAGUAUUGGCAUUCCCAUUGCCGUGCCUACACCUUCACCACCAACUAUUGGCCCAGCACACAUUUCUGUUCCUCCUCCUCCUGGAGCCCCGCCAGCACCACCACUGCCACCACCACCUCUCCUGAUGGGCAGUAUGAUAGCUGCUCCUGGUUCAGCUCCUGGUUCCCAGUAUGGCACAAUGACCAGGCAGAUUUCGCGACACAACUCUACCACUUCCUCAGCAUCUUCUGGUGGAUACAGACGGAAUCCCUCUGUGACUGUCCCAUUUUCUGCUCAACCUCAUGUUAAUGGCGGGCCUCUUUAUUCUCAAAACUCAAUCCUUCAUCCCAAGCCUGCCUCACUCCUCUGUACCCUUUACUUGCAAGCAGACUGUGGAGGAGAAAGCAGGCUGAGAGUUGGGCCAGUUCUAGAGAGCAGCAUCCUGCCUGCCCGGGAAGUUUCUAUUGCUCCACCCCCUCCCCCUAUGCCUCAGUUGACUCCACAGAUACCUCUCACAGGCUUCGUGGCCAGGGUGCAGGAAAACAUUGCGGAUAGUCCAACUCCUCCUCCCCCACCACCUCCAGAUGAGAUGCCUAUGUUUGAUGACUCUCCCCCACCCCCACCUCCACCCCCAGUGGAUUAUGAAGAUGAGGAGGCUGCAGUAGUGCAGUACAGUGAUCCAUAUGCAGAUGGGGACCCUGCAUGGGCACCUAAAAACUACAUAGAGAAAGUUGUUGCUAUAUAUGACUAUACAAAGGACAAGGAUGACGAGCUGUCGUUUAUGGAGGGUGCAAUCAUUUAUGUGAUAAAGAAGAAUGAUGAUGGCUGGUAUGAAGGAGUUUGCAAUCGUGUGACUGGCCUGUUCCCUGGGAAUUACGUUGAAUCAAUCAUGCACUAUGCUGAUUAAAAUCCUUUACUUUUCAAGUUGAGUCUUGUAUUCGGUCAUACCAUGAUUAUCUGCAAGGGGUAACUAAAGUUAACAGAAUAAUCUUAAUACACUUUAAGGAAAAAUGUGCCCAUCUCUUCAAGCCAUCCUAUUCUAAUGGUAUGAUUGAAUGUCCAUCUCCAUAAGCAUAAGUCUCUGGAGACAGUUUGUCUGAUCUGAUGGCAGUUUGUAAAACAAGCAACUGUCUAUUACUGGUUAUACUUAUUUACUUAUGCAUUGUUAAUUUUAUGACCAGCCUAAAUAUUUGGGGGAAGUAGGGCAUAAUAUUUAAUGAACCAUGAUACAGAUUGUGCCAUUACAUUUUUCAGUGCAGCAUGGUAACUAACACUAAGUUAGACUAACAUAUUAAAAAUCUGGAUGAAAAGUUUAAUGUUAGUGCUGGUCAUAUUACUUUUUGUUUAGACUCUUGCUCAUUCUUGAACUAUACUGUUUGUUUAAAGCAUGCAUACAGACUUAUGUAUUGAAAUGAUACUUUAAAAAAAAUCCAAGAUGCUUCCAAUCUGUUGUAAUCUUUACUUGGAGUACUCUCACUAAAAGUUUAUUGCAAUGAAUUGUUUGAGUCUCUAAGGUGUCCAUGUGAAUCAAAAAUGGGUGGUCUUCUGUAUGUGUAAUUUGUACUCACGUUUUUUUAAAUGAGUAAAUUUGCAUUAUGACUUUUCCAUUCAUAAAUAUAUAAGUGAACCAAAGGUCUCGUCCAUUACUUUGUUGGUUUGCUUGGCAAAGUGAUCUGAAAUGCUAAUUUAACAAAAAUAUGGUUGUGUUAUCGCUGGCAAUACACUGAGAUUAAAAGUGUUGUACCCUUAAACUACCAUGGCAAGGGGCCAAUGAAAGUGAAGUCAUCCAGUUACCACAACCUCUUCUAAGAUCCUUUGAAAAUCUUAGCAGAUUUUUACACCUGUUACAUAAGAUGAGUACUUUGAAAGGAGUUCUGACUGUGUCCAAUGCACUCUUUUAAAUAAAUAGAUUCAGUUCACUGAAACUGACGUUCUUAAAAACAAACUGCAUGCUGGACCAAAUAGUAGAAAAAAUAUUUUAUGCUGGACCUGGUAACAGGCCAAGUAAGACAGAAAGAGCUAGCAGUCCUUUUUAACUAUGGGACACGGGAACAGAUAUGCACAUCCUGUUAGGUUUUUAGUACUGGGAGCUAACAGAUGCACUUUGCCUUUCCUUUGAGUUAAGGGAAUUCAGGCAAAAGGUCAGAUGGGAUGUUCAUCUCAGUUUGUACAAAGAAGUGUGUUACUUAGGUUAUCUGAUGUAGAAUAUGCUGUAGUACUGGAGAAUUAUGUAGUAAGGAUUGGUUUUGUACUUCAAAGUACUAUUCUAAUGAGGUAUAAAAUACACACAUCUGUAAUAAAAUGAUGAAAAGACUGGUGGCUUGGAAAUUUGGUUACUGAAUUAUUCAUUUUCUAGUGGAAGACUGAAUAUUGAAACUCUUUCACCUGCCUCCAUUGUAACUAUUUCAAAUGCUUACUGCCUUUUCUUGUUAACUAUUAAUCUGAUUUUUCUAAAAAUUUAGCGACCAAUAACUUACCUGUAUUUCCUUUAUAAAUUGGAAAGUUUCUUUUAGUUUGUAUAUAACCUAUUAAAGUUUAUGUACAGUCUUUUAUAAUAAACCAUUCUCCUAUAUAAAAUUUUGGGUACUUUUGCAGUUUGACACUGACAAAGCAUUCAAGCCAUUAUCUAUUUUCACAAUAAAGCCUAACACACCAUAUAUUAUAAA